AUGAACACGUCUGUACUGAAGGAGUUUCAGGAGCGGUUUGCAUGGGCGAGGCCGUCCGCAAAAGUAACCAGGAUCUUCAUGUCGUCAAACUCGGGCGUGAGCGUGCAGAACAUCAAGAAACGGAAAGACUUUGCGGACAGCCUGCUAGCUCAUGCGAGAAAUGGAUCCUUCAUUGUGUACUAUGAUGAAACGAAUUACGAUACUUAUUGUAAGCAAUCCCAAGGACGCGCCCUCAUUGGUGAGCGGGCUGUGAUUAAGCUGCCACCUUCCAAAGGUGCAAACCUACAGUUGCAAUGCGCGAUUUCACCCGAAGUGGGGCUAGUACACUGGGCUAAGCAGCGUGGAAGUAUCAAGAUGGAGGCGAAUGCGGCCUUUGUGGACGAUGUGUACGACGGUGUGAAGGCUACAGAUGUCUACCGAGACUUCUUUGUUGGUAAAGCUAUCGUUAUCAUCUUGGAUAACGCUCCCGCUCAUAGCCAGUCUGAAGACUUGAUCAAGAACCGGGAAGACCUGGAGCUGCUACGGUUGGGCCCGUACUCGCCUAUGUGUAACCCCAUUGAGGGUUGCUUUAGCGUGUUAAAGGCUUGGAGCAAGGCUUUUCUCGUCUUCAAUGCCGAUCAAAUGUUCGACUUGCCCUAUGGUGAUAAAACGGAGUGGAGAAUGCGAUUGCUGGAGAAUGCUGCAGACCACUGCAUUGAAUGUAUGGAUCUCCGUCUUGUCAACAGGGUGACUCGCCACAGCGCACAUGCAGUUGCUGCUGCUGUUCGCAACGAACCCAUGCAGUAUGGACUUUAA
Phytophthora nicotianae INRA-310 is the source of this 795-nucleotide messenger RNA. RefSeq lists its product as hypothetical. Bases 1 to 795 code for a protein of 264 amino acids. The record is from RefSeq and is a predicted model, not a curated record. Lineage: Eukaryota; Oomycota; Peronosporomycetes; Peronosporales; Peronosporaceae. The transcript has 3 exons. Gene Ontology annotation, molecular function: nucleic acid binding.